This is a messenger RNA of Spirometra erinaceieuropaei, 6474 nucleotides long. NCBI's taxonomy places the organism in Eukaryota, Metazoa, Platyhelminthes, Cestoda, Diphyllobothriidea, Diphyllobothriidae. The record is from the annotation of a GenBank genome assembly.
AUGGAAAAGCUAGGACUUGAGUUGGCAAGGUGAGGUCUUAGAUUUCACCGUCUCGUUACUUAGCCGCAGCCUUCAGGAAGUGCCGUUCAUAAUUUUCGGUGACUUCAAUUUUCGAUUAAAUCAACCAAAACUUUUGGAGGUUUGUUUUUCUUUCGCAUUUGAUUUUUCUCGCCUUUGUUAGUGCAUUCUUCUUCCUCCUUCCACCCCGACGAAAGUCUGUCUGGAAUGUUUUUAAAAGGACAAUCUGUUCACUUGAUCUAACUCCUUUCCUCACCGAUUUCGCCCCCACUUGAAUGACAUUGAGCCCCUCGCACCUGCUCAGCUAGACAAACUUGCCCUCACUGCUUCAUUAUGUUCGCCCAGCAUGCUCUCUUCGUGUGAACUCCCAAUUGCUCUGCACUGUGUUCUUCUAUUCACUGUUGUCUACGAUGGUUCCCAACAGGCGUUGUUCCAACGGUACCUAGCCACGAAAGCGGAUGCACUUAUUGAGUGUGUUUCGUCGGAAACGGAGAUUGUCUAUCGAGAUUCUUCAACUCAGUCACAUCUUCUAACGGUUCAUAGGAAGCAUCUUGAUUUCGACCCUUUGAAGCCUUUACUACUUCCAAUGUUACAUCAGGCAAGCCUUUGGUCACCGUUUGUUAUCGUUGUUGCAGUUUUCGUUUUUGAUGAAAUAUGCAUCGGUUGACUUUUAAUGGUUACUGAAGUCACCUUGAUCUCUAAGAGGCAUCAAAAAGAACCUUAAGGAUCCCUAAAGGGUGAUCUUUCGCACGAUGCAAGUGUUUUUAAACCAGGUAGGCUCCCCGAUGUGAAAAUGUAUAAAUUCACUCCUCCUGAUGACGCCAACUACAGAGAGUCAAGCUUAUCGUCUAGUUUCCUACCUCUUAUCAACACCACCACCAACCUCCCCACCAGUAUUCAUUUAGCUGAUCCUGGUGAUUUUUAUUAAUGACUAAUAGUCAACUGAAAUACGUUUCCCUGCUGAGGUUUAAGUGAAGCGUUUAUGUUGAUGAAAUAAGUUCCCCAAAAGUACUAGCAAACCUGUUCCUGAUGAUCAUACUGUAAAGCAACCACUUGUUCUGUAUUACACUAACUGUCAGCCGUUUCCAAUGCGGCGAACCCAAAGACCUUCUCCUAAGACAAUCACAAUUUGUAUUUAGGCUCAGUGCUUUGACGAGGAACCUGGGCCGUUUGAAGGAAGCCUAUUUGAAUACCCCAUUCAAUUCCGGCCAAGGUUAGUUGGCACAAGAUGGCCCACCAGUCGCUUGUUGCAACCAAUUUUUCCAAAAUUUUGUUUUGGUUUUGAAAAUUAGUUUUCCUUAGAUUUAUUAUGAAAAAUUUCAUUUUUGAGCAGCGCCUAAAAUCGUUGAUUUUUCGAAAUUAAUCUUUAAGAAAUAUUCAACUUGUAAAUAAUAAAACGACUUAUGGGCGACUUUAUAUGAGCACUUGCGUCCGAAUUACCACUACAAUAACCACAUCCACGCUAACUUGUUAUUAUGCCGUAAACAUUUCUGUUUUCAACGAUGAUCACACAAGAAUGACAUUAGACAACGAUGUCAUUUCCGCAAUUUUUUAAAAAUUAAUAGACCGUUCCUCUUGCCAGAGCCAACCAUUACGCUCAUAAAUUUCGGAUUGGACUGUUUACAGACAAGGAAGGUUAAUAUGCAAGCGAAGUCUCGGUGCUCGGGUUAGGAUGCCGCUGCAACUAAAGCCAUGGGCAGGUCUUAACAGCUACGGCCUUCACGCCGGGGUCCUAGUAGGAAGAGAAGUUUGGCGCCGGUAUUUUGCACAGAAUGGAUGAAGAAUAAGUUUAAUCAAGUUUGGUAGUCGGAUAAGAGGCACACGUCUGGCCCUGCCGGAGCAAGUCUCUGAGUUUACUGAGUAGGGACAUGUCGGUGUCAGCCUCGACGUUGAUUGGCCGUCUUGGGUGGCUGUAAUUGGCCGAUCACCCCUACGGUCUCUCGGUUUCAGGGAUCGGCGGGACGCAAUGGGGACAUCAUGCAGGGCCCCGGAAUGUCCGACAAACGACUACCGAUGGUGCGUACGUGCAAGUAUAUGCGCCAGAGAGAGACAUGACGCAAAGGGGGAGGAGGCGGAACAACUACGGCACCCUGUACUGGAGGGGGAGGGUGGAUGGUGGAUCAGUUGGACUGCGGGCGGCUGUAUGCGCAGCCGUUGAUGCGUGAUUAGGGCCGGGGCCAGUCAGUCGUGAACGUAGACCCUCGUAAUGGACAUCCAAGUCAACAUGGCGGUAUGUAUAUGAGAUUUGGAUGGUUAGGUUGUAAUCAUCACCUUGGCUGUCGCAACUACUUAUUAUGCUGUGCCAGUGCCCUGACAGAUAAAGGGGGGUUGUUUGUAUUACUAGCUUUAAAACCGACCCUGCUGCCGCCUACAACGUUCUAUGACGGACGUGAAGGUCUUAGAGCCAUUUUUCUGAAUUAAGUUAGCGGAAUACAGUGCGUCACCGAUCUCAUGAGACGUUGACCAAAAUUCUGGAAUGCCUUUCCGAUUAGGAAGGAUUACUUAAGUGGGGUUGUUAUACUGAUUAUUAUGCAGCAUAAUCGUAUAACAUUUCGGACUUGCCAGGAUGUCGGCUUUUGAAUGCACUUCUUUUUGACCUCCUACAGAAACGACGUUCGGUAAAAAAAUGACUACUUAAGUAUCAUGCAUUCUUCCAAUUGAUUUUCGAUGGUCUUAUAAAUUAAAAUAUAUUUUACAGAAAACAUGCACAAAAAUAUGCUUUCCUUUGCUCAUUUAGUAGGAAAUCACAUUGUCUGCAUAUUUUAUGCCCGAAGAAAGUGUAUAUUUAGGUUUUAAAGUAGUUUUAAUUAUGAGAUUUUUUAAGACCGUGCGAUGCCCAUGCAUGCAAGACCGCACAUGUCCGUUUACUAAUACUCCUCAUAAAAUGUACAACACAGUCCGGAUCCACUACAAAAUUUCAUGAAAUCUAUGCGGUAUCUUCUUAAAGGCAUAGAGGAAUAUACGAUUUUCCUUACGCGGAAAGCAUUCAUCUUGUAGACUGAAAUUACUAAACGCUGAUGCAAUGGCAGAUCGGGCUAAAAAUUAUUCGGGAAUCGGGAAAUUUUUCAAAACCGAAAUACACACUUUCUUCGGGCAUGAAAUAUGAAGACAAUGGGAUUUACUAUCAAAUGAGCAAAGGAAAGCAUGUUUUUAUGCGUGUUUUCUGUAAACUAUAUUUGAAUUUAUAAGACCAUCGGAAAUCAAUAGGAAAAAUGCAUGCUACUUACGUAGUCAUUUUUUUACCGAACGUCGUUUCUGUAGGAGGUCAAAAAGAAGUGCAUUCAAAAGCCGACAUCCUGACGAGUCCGAAAUGUUAUAGGGUUAUGCUGCAUGAUACUCAGUAUAACAACCCCACUUAAGUAGUCCUUCCUAAUCGGAAACGCAUUCCAGAAUUUUGGCCAUUUCAUGAGAUCGGUCACGCACUGUAUGUCAUAGGCCUGCAUAUUUCUGCCUCAUCGGGAUAGUUAGAAACUCAUGGGGGUUUUAAUAAGACAGAGCAAACGACUGGGGGCAUUGAACAAAGCUUGUGCUCUUUGUUAACCAAUUUUCUGAAGGCUGAGCCGUUACUUUAGCCGCGACGAGUCUUUGUCGCCGCCGCUGUCCAUCCCCGACUGAUAAAAUCGUCCAAGUUUCUAGGAUUACCCUCAGGAAGUAGGAGGGUCAGUUUAAAUCCUUCGAUUGGUUUUCAUCUUCAUUUUUCCAGAAGCACACAUCAGAAUUUGCUAAGGCAACCUUCCAAUGUUUCAAUAUCUUUCGACUGAAAGCGUGUUCUUCAUUAAUUUCUCACAGCUAUCCAUUCUCUGAGGACCCCUCAAAGCCGUCGGAGUACGCCUCUUCACGCUUCCCUGCCUGGUGUGAUCGUGUUUUUAUUUCUCGGUCGGCCCUAAGUCUGUUGGACAUCCGGGAUGCCAUUUAUGGACUCCUUUGUGAAGACGUAUCCGUUGGGGACCACAAAGUACGUCUAUUUCAGUAAAGGAUCACAUACUUCCCCAUUUUUUGGCGAGAAUUAAGAUCCACACUCUGGUGAAAUGGUCACCUGGACUGCACCUUUACUUGCGAGGGCUCGUAGUUGCAAUCGUCAUUUGCAGUCCAUAGAAUCCGGGGUUCCCUGAAGUCUCCACUGUUCGGUGCCCACUGCAUUUGCUGUUCGUAGUCCGACGCGAAGUUAUUUUUUGCGAGCGCGUCAUUCUGCCAAGCUUGUUAGUUCAGUGCUAACAGUUAUCAACCAGUUUUUCAGAGGUUCCACAUCAACGGAAGGACUAGUCAACUUCGUGUGACGAGAGAGAGAGAGAGAGAGAGAAAGCGGGACAGAGUGUCCAGCAAAAAAAUUCUCCAAUCAAAAUAGACGGGGCGUAACUGACUAGGCCCCACGAGAAGGAAUAGGGCAUGUUAAUAUAAGCCGGUGUGACAACUGUUACGGUGACAAGUGUAGUCCAACUUUCUCGAUAUCAGUGUCAUCACACAUCAAAAAUCGUGUCAAUGAUUGUUUAUCUCGUCGGUGGUACAUGGCAUAUGACAGAAGCCAUGCCGGGUUGGGCGGAGGGACUUCACGAAUAUUAGAUCAGAGUGAAGUGGGGAGGUAGUAUCAUCGAGAUCCAGUUAUCAAAUUGUUUGACCACUGUAAACCGUUAACCUACUAUGGUGUCGGCCCUGUUACCGAAUUUGCCGCCAGAACCCGAUAAGGUUAAAUGAGGCUGAUCCUCUCAUAAUUCAUCUUGCCUUGCGAGUUGGUCUCUUGUGCAUUUAUAACUAACGCUCCCGUUGUAGGAGAAUUCGUGUACUUGGAUUUUUACUGGAUAUGCAUUGAAGGUCAUUCCUCUUCCCCCCCUGAAUUCUUGACCCGAAGUGGGGGGGGGGGGGUUGAAUGUCGUUAUAAUUUGUAAAAAAAUGCAGUCUUCACACCUCGUACUAUAUAAGGUCGUUAGUGUUCUUCUACUCCCCAAGCCCUAAACAACACUCUCAUUGACUUCUUGUAGCCUGUCUUCCUUCACUUGACCUUGGCCGACGACACCUUUACAGUGAACCAAGGUUGGUGGUUGCACUGUCUUUAUGCAGAUAUUUUGACUUGUUUAACCCGGAGUUUGUUACACUCCCCUGAUGUUCUUCGUCAUACGUUGAAGACAGAGAUGAACAGUCAUGUUAAAACCUCAUAAAGCUGAUGAUCGUUUUAUUCGUUUCGUUGUUUUGGAAAGUACCAAACUACUUCCCAAAACCGCCAGUUUUAGCCCUUUGGUGGAAACUCGAAAGUAAGCCGUCUUUCAGGAUUAUUAGCGAAGAGUACCUAUCUGACGCAUCGGCCUUAUGAGAAGGUGAAUUAAUCCAGCUGAUAGCUCGAAAAAAGCGCCGACCCGGAGGGGGUACAUUGGCCGUAGAACAAGGCGCUUGGAAAAGAGGGAAUGCAAGCACACAUACCUAUCAGGCUAGGUAGAGGUUCAAAUGGAUCGAUUUCAAGUUCUAUCCUCGCGCGUCUAGUCGGCACGAGUCACCGAGUCGAUGUCAAAAAACUCUUUCAUGUUAUCUACCGGCUACCGGCAAAAUACUCUAAAGGCCUACGCCAAAGAGUGCUGGCAGCAGCCAAGGCCGUGACUGUGCGGUUAACUAAUCUAGCACUUUUUUGUUAGGAGACGUUGGUGCGGGCGGUCUGUUUUCCGUGGCCGACUCCAGGUGGUGAUCACACGCCGCCCCAACAACCUAACGACAGUCAUGUUCCCUCCGAGUGUUUGACAAGCAGACACUGCUCACACCCUACCCCCAACUCCCCACUUCUCCAGCCUCAACGACUUUGUCAUGCGGGCGGUGUGGGAACGAGGAGUGUGACUGACUGACUGUUGUUCUUAGCUUCUUUCGUUUACCGCCAGCUAGCGACUACAGUCUAAGGAGACCGACUAACGUACUCCAGAUGCUUAAUUACAGCAGCAACCGACAAUUCGAAUGGCGAAGUCCGCCGCUUGUCCCCAGGGGAUGCGCUCAAUGGCAGUGACUUGCGGACGUGCUAUUUUCUAGUGAGGCGGGCUUGCGCAACGCCUUCCACACUCUCUCCCCCCACAUACCUGACUCCAGUUGCAGAGCAAUGUCGUGACGACCGGAGGUGGGCGCAGUGGCUGACGAAGCCAAACAGUCUGUCUACGCGUGACACAUGCGAUCUGAUCCCUACAGCAGCAUGUGCGAGGCUUUAUGAGGAGGGUUCGAAUCUCACAUCCUCGAGACUGCCACUGAGACCACCUUGAUAAGAAGGCAUUGCAACCCGAAGCAGUCCCGAGAAGAACCGAUUUGUCCUGUUAGUUGGAAACUUCCCAAGGCACAAUUUUAGGCGUAUCGUGAUACAUUCAAAGGUGUGAGAUUUGUUGUGGUGAGGAGUGCGCCGAUGGGCCGUAGGAACGGGGUCCCCGUUCUCCCUUCUCAGAGCCUGCCAACCAGCUAGUGAUGGAAUCAGAGGCAAUGGCUAAGGCGACGUGA